UUAUUCCAAAUUUCAUCAUCGUAUGAUGUUGGAGUUGACCGAGGCAGGCUGGUGCAAUUUGUUGAAUCUCUUCCUUACUCUUGCCCUGGUGACUGACACAGAGGACGUUACAUCUAGGAUAGUUGACUUGCUUGAUAUGGUUGGUCCAUUAACUGAGAAAUCGGUUAGCAGCCUGGUGAUCAGAGGAUGCUUUGUGCUCUGUCUUAUCAAUGAAGAGAAAGAAACAGAUGCCUCUAGCCUAGCACACAGGCUGUCAUUGUAUUUUACAGCUGCCUGCAGAGAGAUAAGUGUAGCAAGCAGUGAUAGCCGACGCCACCAGUGGUACAACCAGAUUGCAGUUUACCUGGAAGGAAUAGAGGAGUUGCGAGUUGUGCAUCCCGCACUGAUAGGUGAAGGCUUCAAGAUGGUGUUUAGCUGCUGCCGUGACCAGGAACUCAGGAAGGUAUUGCUUGUGCUGACACAAGCUAUUGACAGCUUUUGCCAUCGUAUAAUGCAGACUCCAAUAACGUCAGCUGAUGAAGUGUCUGCAUCAGCAUGGUGGAAAAAUGUUUUUCCAUUUGUGAAAUCUCACGUGAUGACACUGACCCCAUCGUCCCAGCUUACCAACCUUGCAGUGUCAUUUACAAGACUGGCUCGCCAUCUACCACCAGAGGGUAGCACUGGUGUGCAUGAAACCUAUUUAACGUGCCUCGAGUAUUUUGGCUUCGAUGAAAGUGUGUCUGCCAGUGUGAGCACAAGCUUUCUUUGGCAGAUGUCUAACAACCAGGAAUUGGAGCAACUGAGUGACGUGGAGGCCCGCAUAAUUCAGACGCUGUUCCGUUGCUGUGUGCAAACGUCAUUGCAGAAUGCUUCCAUGAGCAGCACAGAGCAUCUCCAGCAACUUGCACAGUUAGUUUUAGCACUGCCAAAGUUCCGACAAGAGUUUUCCUCAGCGGGCAUGCAGCUUCCCACAGGACCAGAGCAUCCUCAUGCUGUGAUAAUGGCAUUCAUCAAGGCUUUGAGUGCCAGCUAUGCUCAAUCUGCUAGUUUAUUAGAGAAGCGAAACUUACAGCUGAAAGCAGAGUCUUAUCUUGGAAACGUUGCUGCUCAUGCUGGAAAAGUGCUGAAAUCUGCGAACCCAGACGAGUUAAAAACCGCAUAUUCCUUGGUUGGACGCCUAAUCAAAAACUGCUCGCUGCUGCUUUACUCAAAGACUAGGCCAGACUGUAUACUAGUGGAAGUCAUAGAAACCAUGCUAUUUCCACGGUCGUUGACUUCAAGCAAGCAGGGACUUCAUCCUGCAGUGCAGCACGCCAUACGUGAGCACUUGAUUCUGUUUGUGCAUGGACUCAAACAGUUAGAUCAGAGGGACCCAUAUGUCAGCAGGAGGCUUGCUGAUAUAAAAUAUCACUGGAAAUUUCAACUGUAGACCAGAUGACGUGUUUUAUUGUGUAUAACCACUUGGUAUAACGUAUUGGCCUCAUUGUAAAUUUUUAAAGCCGCACUAUGCGCAUCCAAACGCUAAUUUCUCCAGUACUAGACUAGCAAAUACUUCGUGUCAUGCAU
Molecule: messenger RNA, 1545 nt
Organism: Priapulus caudatus
Lineage: Eukaryota; Metazoa; Priapulida; Priapulimorpha; Priapulimorphida; Priapulidae
Product: protein MMS22-like
Exons: 11
Coding region: 23-1408 (461 amino acids)
Biological process (GO): double-strand break repair via homologous recombination; replication fork processing
Cellular component (GO): nuclear replication fork
Source: RefSeq, a predicted model, not a curated record